AUGCCCUUCGGCCUGAAGAGGUCUCCGGCAACGUUCCAGCGACCCAUAGAUCGCUUCUGGUCAGGACCAUCACUUGGUGGUAGGCAUAUUCUAGGUUAUCUUGAUGACCUAUUAGUAAUUUCAGAGGACUUUGAGUCUCAUUUGUCUGAUUUACGUGCGGUAUUUGAGCAUCUUCGGAUGUUCAAGUUAAGAGCCAACCGCGAAAAGUGCGUGUUCGCCAGGGACCGGCUCAAAUACCUAGGUCACAUGAUAUCCAACGACGGUAUAUCUUCAGACGAAGAUAAGGUGCGUGCUGUCCAAGAUAUGAAAGAACCGACUAAUCUCCAGCAACUUCGUACCUUCCUGCAAACUUGCUCUUGGUUUAGAAAGUUCAUACCAGAGUUUGCGAAGCUAGCUGAGCCACUAACGCGCCUUACCAAAAAGUCACAGUUCUGGCAAUGGGGAGAUGAUCAGGCCAAAGCCUUCGUACAUCUUAAGUCCCUUCUGGCUUCACCACCCAUUCUUGUUCAGCCGGACUACUCGAAGCCAUUCAUCCUUAGGACGGAUGCCAGCAAUUUUGACCUAGAUGCAGCUUUACUCCAGGGGGUGUCUCCACAGGAUGAACACCCAAUCGAGUACGCGAGCCGUCUCCUCACAUCAGCCGAGAAAAAUUAUACCAUUACGGAGCGGGAGGCGCUAGCAGUUGUUUCGGCCGUGGAAAGAUUCCGUGGGUAUAUUGAUGGUCACCAGGUUGUGGUCAGAAGUGAUCAUCAACCCCUGAAGUGA
This is a messenger RNA of Parnassius mnemosyne (clouded apollo), 765 nucleotides long. The record is from the annotation of a GenBank genome assembly. Lineage: Eukaryota; Metazoa; Arthropoda; Insecta; Lepidoptera; Papilionidae.